AUGGAAACGAAAGACAAAAGAGAAACGUACGGAGAUUAUCAAGUGAUGAAACAAGGCGAAGAAGAAAGACAUGCGUUUUUUAAUUCCGACAACGUUUUCGGUUCAAACUCUUCGUCUCCGACAGCAACAAUCCUAAACCCUAAUCUCAAGUUUAACCCUUUCUACAGCCCUAAUUUCCCUUACAUGAUCCCGGUUCAAGAGUGCGGGAUGAUGAGCAUGAUCGGAAGCGGGUCGGGUGUGUCAACCGGGUCGGGUCAUAACCUAUUUGAGGGUACUGCAAUCGAACAAGAGCCACCUCCUGCUAAGAAGAGACGUUACCGGCAUAGACACAAUCUUCAUCAGAUUCAACAAAUGGAAGCAUUGUUCGAAGAAAAUCCUCAUCCGAGUGAGGAGAAGAGAUUAAAUUUAAGCAAAGAACUUGGUCUCACGCCUCAACAAGUCAAGUUUUGGUUUCAAAAUAAACGUACUCAACUCAAGGCACACCAAGACAGAAGAUAUCAUGUAAUGCUAAAAGCAGAGAACGCUACUCUUAAAGUAGAGAGUCAAAAUCUUCAGUCCAGUUCACUAUGCCUCUCUUGCUCUUCUUGUGGCUACAACCUCCGUCUUGAAAACAUUCGCCUCCGCCAAGAGCUGGAUCGGUUACGCCACAUUGUUUCUAUGAGGAACCCUCCUCCUUCACAAGAUAUUGCCUGUUUCUUCCCGGAGACUAACAACGACAACAACAAAAACAUGUUGAUUGCAGAAGAAGAAAAGGCGAUUGCAAUGGAACUUGCGGUUUCUUGCGCUCAAGAAUUAGUAAAGAUGUGUGAAACAAAUGAGCCCUUGUGGACUCAGAAGAGAUUAGAUGAUGAGAAUGGGUGUCUGAAUGAAGAAGAGUAUAAGAAGAUGUUCUUAUGGCCUCCAAAGACUGAUGAUGAUCGUUUUCGCAGAGAAGCUUCAAGGGCUAAAGCAGUUGUCAUGAUGAACAGCAUAUCCCUCGUCCAAGCAUUUCUUGAUGCUGAUAAAUGGUCUGAACUGUUCUGCUCAAUAGUGUCAAGCGCUAAAACGAUUCAGGUCAUUUCUUCUGGAGUUUCUGGGGCAAGUGGUUCUCUUCUUUUGAUGUAUGCAGGGUUACAAGUAGUAUCUCCAUUAGUACCAACAAGAGAAGCUUACUUUCUUCGAUAUGUAGAGCAAAAGGCGGAAGAAAGAAAAUGGAUGAUUGUGGAUUUCCCGAUCGAUAGCUUUCAUGGUUUCAUCAAACCAGCUUCAACUGCUACUACUACUGAUCUAUACAGGAGAAAACCUUCGGGUUGCAUCAUUCAAGAAAUGCCUAAUGGAUACUCUGAGGUGACAUGGUUAGAACACGUGGAAGUAGAAGAGAAGCACGUGCUGGGCGAGGUUGUUAGAGAGUAUGUGAAGAGCGGUGUAGCCUUUGGCGUUGAACGGUGGCUAGCUGUGUUGAAGAGACAGUGUGAAAGAAUGGCUAGUCUCAUGGCUACAAACAUCACUGACCUUGGAGUGAUACCUUCUGUAGAAGCGAGGAGGAACUUGAUAAAGCUGUCACAGACAAUGGUGAAGACUUUUUGUCUGAACAUAAGCAAUUCAUACGGACAAGGAUCAACAAAGGACACUCUGAGAAUCUUGACCAGGAAAGUUUGUGGUGGUCUUGUUCCUUGUGCCGUGUCAGUCACGUAUCUUCCUUAUUCUCAUCACAAAGUCUUUGAUCUUCUCCGCAACAAUCAACGUCUUUCUCAGCUGGAGAUCUUGUUCAAUGGGAGUUCAUUUCAAGAAGUUGCUCAUAUCGCAAAUGGAUCACAUCCUGGAAAUUGCAUCUCUCUUCUUCGAAUCAAUGUGGAGAGCAAUUCAUCGCAUAACGUAGAGUUGAUGCUUCAAGAAACUUGCACCGAUAGCUCCGGCAGUCUCCUGGUGUAUUCCACCGUCGAUGCCGACGCAGUUCAACUCGCUAUGAACGGCGAGGAUCCUUCUAAAGUUCCCCUUUUGCCUGUUGGAUUCUCUAUUGUUCCAGUGAAUCCAUCCGAUGGCGUCGAGGGCAUUUCUGUCAACUUGCCUUCGUGCUUACUCACCGUUGCGAUACAGGUCUUGGGGAGCAACGCCGUCGCCGCCGAAAGACUCGAUCUUUCCACCGUCUCCGCCAUCAACAACCGUAUUUGCGCCACUGUCAACCGUAUCACUUCCGCGCUCGUGAACGAUGUCGGUAAUUAG
Capsella rubella is the source of this 2202-nucleotide messenger RNA. Its product is annotated as homeobox-leucine zipper protein HDG4. The transcript has 10 exons. The record is from RefSeq and is a predicted model, not a curated record. Lineage: Eukaryota; Viridiplantae; Streptophyta; Magnoliopsida; Brassicales; Brassicaceae. Gene Ontology annotation, biological process: regulation of DNA-templated transcription. The coding region runs from base 1 to 2202 and encodes 733 amino acids. Gene Ontology annotation, molecular function: DNA-binding transcription factor activity, RNA polymerase II-specific; lipid binding; DNA binding.